Molecule: messenger RNA, 4454 nt
Organism: Ostrea edulis (European flat oyster)
Lineage: Eukaryota; Metazoa; Mollusca; Bivalvia; Ostreida; Ostreidae
Product: small conductance calcium-activated potassium channel protein-like
Exons: 5
Coding region: 804-2267 (487 amino acids)
Biological process (GO): potassium ion transmembrane transport
Cellular component (GO): neuron projection; neuronal cell body; plasma membrane
Molecular function (GO): small conductance calcium-activated potassium channel activity; calmodulin binding
Source: RefSeq, a predicted model, not a curated record
GCAGAUGAUGCACUCUGACAUUUUUCCUCCGAAUGACGAACACAUGGUAUUUCUAUAAUACCCUCAUUCAAUCCCAUGCUAUGUACCGUCGGCAUCUAUCAAAGCGCGGCAUCAGAGAACUAUAUAACAAGUUUACUUGUGGGUAGAGGCUUUAUUUCUGUUUCCUCUGGAUCGAAGUGAGAAGUACCCGAAAACUGUUACAACUUUUUUUGUGAAAGCACGGAGAACCUCUGAUAGCUAUUCUUAGCAUAUGUAGCAAUUAUCCGACUAGUAGCACAGUUCUCGACAUCUCGACGAAUCAAAACAUUGUCACUGGUUGCCAGAAUCUGCUGCGCGGCCAGGAAGAUGGACUCGUAACUUCGUAUGUUUGUGGAAAGGUUUCAGGUUUUGUGGCAGGAAAUUCUCUUUUGCAUCACAACGGAACAAGUUAUUGUACUGGUAUAUAAUGGACCACGACUGCUGGUUGCCGCCAUUUGACAUCUCGAGAAACAACCAUGGCUUACAAACCAUUCCCCAUCACAUUUCCGGCGUUUCUGAAUAAACCUCACCUUAAAGUUUUCCCAGCACCCUGCCCCAAGGACAUAUGCAUGAAACCAGUUUGGUUCUGAUUAAAGCAAAAAUCACCUCGGAAUACUAGCAUUCACUCUAUUUCGCGGUCUCAUCCGAGACCUAACCCCAAGACUGAUAGUAAAGGUUAUCGGCACCGCUGCACCGCACACAGAUAAUCACCAUCAAAGACGAUGCUUGGCGAUACAUGACGAGAAUGUUGUUCCACGUUGGUCAAUCCUGUCUUGUCGAGACUAAUGAACGCCACUGCAUUCAAGGCACUGGAGGGUACUGUCCAGGUCAUGGAGGGUCCCGGAAUUCCACUAAUUAAAACGGAUUCCAGUUACACUCGUUACGUUAGUACCGAAAACUUGAUAUCAGAAUCUCCGAGUAUGGAAUCAAAUGCAAAGCAUGCAGAAGGCAAGUCAAACCUUGGUUUCCGGUUGUACAGUAGGAAACAACUAAUUGAACGCCGAACCCGAGUCGUGGACGCCUCGUUUGUUCUGAGCAUCAUCGGAAUUCUAGCAAAUGUGAUAGACACCGAACUCCGAUAUGGUGACAUCUACACCACAACGGAAUCUGUUAUUCUGCGCAUAAUUACUUCUAUAACCAGCGUGUUAUUAGUAGCCUCGGUGAUUGUAUACAACUUAAUCGGAAUAAAGUUACAACUGAUCACUGCUGGAUUGGAUAAUUGGCGACUAGUCAUUAAUUAUUCCAUAAUUAUAAAAGUUAUGACGGAAGUCAUCAUAUGCUCUAUCCAUCCUUUACCGUACGGUGAAAUUCGGGUACCCGUUGUGGUGGUAACGUAUGGCGAUGAAGGUGCCGUGUUCCAGGAUAGACGUAUUCCUAUCAAUUCCAUUUUAACUGUUCUCAUGUUUUUGCGUCUGUAUUUGCUUUGCAGAUACUUAGUGGUUCACAGCGAUUUAUUUCGCGACACGACCGUGCAGAGCUUAGGUACUCUUAGUAAAGUUAGAAUUAAUGCCCAGUUUGUUUUUAAGGCUCUUAUGACCACACAUCCGGGUUCCUGUCUAACAGCUAUCUUGGUAUGUACCCUUCUGAUAAGUAGUUGGUCGAUAAGAGUAUGUGAGUACCAUACGGUACUGAAAGAUCACGGGAACUAUUUACAAGCGCUGUGGUUGACAGCGGUGACUUUCCUGACUCUUGGAUAUGGUGAUGUAGUUCCAAACAGUAUAUGCGGCCGGAUUAUAGCUAUUGCAACAGGACUGAUGGGAGUGGGCAUCAUGGCUUUAUGUGUAGCAGUAUUGGCUCGAAAACUGGAACAAUCGAGAUCAGAAAAAUACGUGCAUACGUUUGUACAACAAAUAAAACUGGAUAAACUCCACCGCCAUGCCGCAGCAGACGUUGUUAAACAGGCGAUGAUGGUCUGGAAACUUCGUAGAACAGGUCUGUCGUUUCAUUGUCCGCGAAUCUUAAAACACCGCCGAAAACUACUGGACGCCAUUAGGCGAAUGAAAAAAUCACAGUUCAGCAAGUCUCAAAUGAGAGACAGCGUAAUCGGAGUUGUUGAAAUUUCUAAAAAUAUCACGGAAAUAACAGACAAUACCUCAUCCAUUAAAACAGAGCAAGAAAACAUUCAACAAAGACUCGAUACGCUGGAAAAACUCAUCACAAACAUGCAUAGCCAACUGUACGAGCUGCGAGAGUAUCUCCGACAGAAAGAUGCCACAUUGCGGGUUGAUCCGUCAUUAAAACCUACGUAAUACGUCAUCAAAGUCGGUGUAAGCACUAACAUUGUUUCUUUUUUGUGACAUAGCCAUUACGUUAUUUAUUAGUAUGAUGAUGCGGAUGCCGUAUUGGCGUGUCUGUCAUGUAACUUUAGACGUUAUAUGCAAAUAUAUGAUUAUGCAAAUUGUUACGUCUGUUGACGCUUGUUGAACAGUUAAAUUUACUUAUGUUUUGUUAUAUAUUUAUGUUACCUGCUCAUUUUCUCUACAUCUGUUCUAUAUAUCUCGUCAUUGUCGUGAGUUUCCAGGAAUGACUACAUGUUAUGAUGCCGACAUAUAUCUGUGAUUGACCACUGAUGAUUUUAUUUCAAUCCCAUUUGUGAAAGAGGAAAGUUGAAAUCCAUGUUUUAUGUGCACUGCCAUUUACCCAGUACCUCAAAAAACGAACAGACCCUUAUGUGAUCCAUUGCUCUUUGCUUGCAGACAGAAGUGACAUACAGAAAUCCCAGUUAAGGAUUCUUCUCAUAUCUGUUGGACUUGUUGAGAUGUGAUGUUUGUAUGUUUUGUAUGUAACAGCGAUAGAAUGUAUAUACACAUUCUUUUGACACACAGAAAAUUGUGUGUUGCGGUUCUUGUUUUUGUGUAAAAGUUAGUUCAACGUCACAAUAGUAGUAUCCCAGAGGACCUUGAAAUUCCAUUAAAGCAGCCAUUAGUUGUAUCCAUUAGUAGUGUAUCAUAAAUUUUGUCCUGAUGCACUGUGUUUAAUAACAUUUCUGUUUCUCUAUAAAGUAGAAAUAUCAUAAGAAUAUGGUAAAUUUGGUUAGCUAUAAGGUAGUCUGAAUUUCCUCUGAUAACUUUAGAGUUUUGCACAUUGUUUAUUAUUUCUGUCACACUCCUAGUGCUUAAUAAGAAAGAAGAUGCAAUAGUGGCGGAAAACGAAGUAGGUGUAUUGAAUCAUAGAAAAAGACAAAACUAUUAUAUCCUUACUUAUAAGAGAGAGAGAGAGAGCAUCGAAAAUUACCUCAUGAGGGGUGAGUAGUGUGAAAUAUCAUGUAAAAUUUCUAUACUCUCUUACUCUUUGUCAGUUUCCCAUAGUCUUGAACAUAUACUCUAGUUGUGGUUUUGUUCUACUGUAGACAAAAUUCAAUACUUUAGAUUAUUUUUCUUUUGACAGAAUAAAGUGAUAUUUCAUAUUACACCUAUAUAUAGUCCCCUAUAAAUCAGCUUCUCCAGACCCUAUUUUAGCACUAAAUGUUGCAACAGAAAGAUCAGUUUGGCUCCGUGACCCACGUGUUCUACGACUGAACAUGUGGUGCGUAUCUUCUAAGUUGUUUGAAUUAUGACAAAAAUCCGUGCUUAAAAUGUCAUAUAGCAGACUAAUCACAGGUACCGAAACAUUCAGAUUAUGCAAUAGGCUAAACGUUCCAUGAUUUCUAAAUGACUGUUGGUUAUUAUCAGAGCAUAUAACUUUGAGGUAAAUGAGCUUAUUUUUCUCAUUUGCAGCUUAUCGAUAGACAUCUUGCACUAUCUUGGUAAAAUUAUUCUUUAUAGUCUCCCAUUCACAUUCCAUAAAGCAUGCCAUCAAGUAUAUGCAGCUACAUAUACAUGUUUUUCCAAUAACUUAUAAUAUUUAUAAGUUUCUCCUGCUUCAUUAUUGGGCUAUGGUAAGAUGUUUGAUAAUAGACAGUUUAUUACUGGAGAUAUGGAUUGGAUGUGAAGCCUCUGGAAACGUCUGCUACUUUAGAUCACGAACAAUCGUUCUUUGUUAACAUCGACCUUCUCUGUUUUCAGCUGGUCAGCGCAUGUAUUGCAAAACAAAGAGCCUCAGAUUUCAUUGGAUUUUCUUUGAUUUUGAUAGACUUUGUAUAUGUAAACUUGUUUACCGUGUAUUUAAUUGUUUCCAACAUCAAAUCGCAAACAUGUUGUUCCUCUUUUUUUUCUUCUCUCUCUUGUAGGGAAAUAUUACACAACAGCAAUAUCAGAUUUAAACACUUAGUUAUGAAAAUGUGGUGGAUUCUUUCACCCGUUUUACUAGUAUUUAAAAUCUGAUUGCGUAUACAUAAUAUUUUCUACAAAGAGUAUGAAAUGAAACCUAUUCUGCAUAGUUGAGAUUCCAUGGGAAAGAAUUAUGUGAUGACUGUUUUACUAUUAAACUUGUUAAACUGUACACACUAUCAACAAUAAUGUCAUUCACAUCGACAGUAAAUGUGCUUGAAGACGACA